This is a messenger RNA of Astyanax mexicanus (Mexican tetra), 2168 nucleotides long. It is a transcript of the gene dars1, whose product is annotated as aspartyl-tRNA synthetase 1. The record is from RefSeq and is a predicted model, not a curated record. Lineage: Eukaryota; Metazoa; Chordata; Actinopteri; Characiformes; Acestrorhamphidae. Gene Ontology annotation, biological process: aspartyl-tRNA aminoacylation. Gene Ontology annotation, molecular function: ATP binding; RNA binding; aspartate-tRNA ligase activity. The coding region runs from base 134 to 1729 and encodes 531 amino acids. The transcript has 18 exons. Gene Ontology annotation, cellular component: cytosol; cytoplasm; aminoacyl-tRNA synthetase multienzyme complex.
CGCCCGGACCGUCCUUUUUCCGCAUGCUUCCAGCGCUGUUAGCUGUUAGCCUUUAGCAGCGGCGCGUUUCUGAGAGUAUUACAGCAGAUUUACAGACCCAAACAGAACCGAACCGGGUCAGAACAGAGCAGCCAUGACUAAGGACACGGUUACCGGAGCGGCCGAGGAGGACCAGCAGGCCCAGUCCAAGAAAGCGCUGAAGAAACAGCAGAAGGAAGCAGAGAAAGCGGCGAAGAAGGCCGAGAAACAGGCCAAGCUGGCGGCUGAGCAGCAGACAUCUGAUGAGGAUGACUUUGCGAAGGACCGGUACGGAGUGUCUGCGAUGGUGCAGUCUCAGGAGAAACUGGACAGGACGUUGGUGCGAGUUCAGGACCUCACCACUCAGAAAGCCGGUCAGCUGGUCUGGGUUCGUGCCAGAAUUCACACCAGCCGAGCCAAAGGGAAGCAGUGUUUCUUGGUUCUGCGUCAGCAGCAGUUUAACGUGCAGGCGCUGGUGGCUGUGGGGGAUCGGGCCAGCAAGCAGAUGGUCAAGUUUGCCGCAAACAUCACUAAGGAGAGCAUCGUGGACGUGGAGGCGGUGGUGCAGCCGGUGGAGCAGAAGAUCGAGAGCUGCUCUCAGCAGGACGUGGAGCUGCACAUCGAGAGGAUCUAUGUGAUCAGUCAGGCGGAGGCCAGGCUGCCUCUGCAGUUGGAGGAUGCUGUCCGGCCGGAUGCUGAUGGAGAGGAGGAAGGCAGAGCCACGGUUAACCAGGACACCAAGCUCGACAACCGGGUCAUUGAUCUGAGGACCACGACGAGUCAGGCUAUCUUCCGGCUGCAGUCUGGAGUGUGCCAGCUCUUCAGAGACACGCUCAUCAACAAGGGCUUUGUGGAGAUUCAGACCCCAAAAAUCAUCUCAGCUGCCAGUGAGGGAGGAGCCAAUGUCUUCACGGUGUCGUACUUCAAAACCAGUGCUUACCUGGCCCAGUCCCCACAGCUCUAUAAGCAGAUGUGUAUCUGUGCUGACUUCGACAAGGUGUUCUGCGUCGGACCAGUGUUCAGGGCUGAGGACUCAAACACCCAUCGCCACCUGACGGAGUUUGUGGGGUUGGAUAUAGAGAUGGCCUUCAACUACCACUACCACGAGGUCAUCGACUCCAUCACCGACACCAUGGUGCAGAUCUUCAAGGGGCUCAGAGACAAUUUCCAGACGGAGAUCCUGACGGUGGGUAAGCAGUACCCCAGCGAGCCAUUCAAGUUCCUGGAGCCGACACUGAGGCUGGAGUACCGCGAGGGCGUGGCCAUGCUGCGAGCAGCUGGGGUGGAGAUGGGGGACGAGGAGGACUUGAGCACACCUAAUGAAAAACUGCUCGGUCGUCUGGUGAAGGAAAAGUACGACACUGACUUCUAUGUGCUGGAUAAAUACCCGCUGGCAGUGAGACCCUUCUACACCAUGCCGGACCCCAGCAACCCAAAAUACUCCAACUCGUACGACAUGUUUAUGAGAGGAGAGGAGAUCCUGUCCGGAGCUCAGAGAGUCCACGACGCCCAGCUGCUCACUGAGAGAGCAACACAUCACGGCAUAGAUUUGGAGAAGAUCAAGGCGUAUAUCGACUCCUUCCGCUACGGCGCUCCUCCUCAUGCUGGUGGAGGAAUUGGUCUGGAGAGAGUGACCAUGCUGUACCUCGGCCUCCACAACGUGCGCCAGACCUCCAUGUUCCCCCGUGACCCCAAGCGCUUGACCCCCUGAAAGGUCUCGGCCCUGCUGACCCCUGGAACUCAAGUGCCACCACAAUUAACCCACAGCGAAUCCAGUCACUUUUUAAUGUUUCAUACUCGAGGUACGCUGAGAGCGGCUUAGUGCAGAGUGUUAGUCCUCCAUGUUUAAUAAUCUGAUGAAGGGAAGAGGUGUUCAGUAACAGUACAGAUUACAGAAGGAGGAGGAAAGGGAAAUCUUACCUUUAUUCUACGGUAAAUUCUAUGGUUAAUUCUAUGGUUUAUUUUGUGUCUCUUUCUACUGAACCAACUUACUACUACUCGACACUACCGACAGUCCGACUGACCAGCCGACGUAUUCUCACAGUUCUACACAUUACAUUCAUGUAAUUAGGGGUUUUUAAGUCGUACAGUAAUUGGCAGAUGGUUAUAUAAUUAAUUAAUAAAUAAAUAAUAAAAAAAAAAACAUAAAA